Eruca vesicaria subsp. sativa (arugula) is the source of this 623-nucleotide messenger RNA. Lineage: Eukaryota; Viridiplantae; Streptophyta; Magnoliopsida; Brassicales; Brassicaceae. The record is from the annotation of a GenBank genome assembly.
CAUCUCUCUUCUUCUCUAUCCCUUUCACCGGAAACUCACCUCCGACGAAUAAAUCUCCGACUAAAGAUAAUUUAAAAUGGCGAAAGGAGGUAACAAACUGAUGAAGCUCAAAUCAGUUUUGAAGAAGCUAAACUCUUUCAACACCAAACCAAACCAGCCACAAGCUCCGGCCAAUCACGCUCGAUCCUCCGCUUUGAGUGCAUUGCCCUCAGAAGAACGCCACACCGUCUACGUCGGCAGUACACGGCGUCUGUACCACGUGAGCUCCGACGUCGUGAGCCAUCCUCUCUUCCAGCAGCUAGCGGCGGUUGAUGGUGCAUGCGGCGGCGAGGACGGUUCUAUCGCCGUGUCGUGUGAGGUUGUCUUGUUCGAGCAUUUGCUUUGGAUGCUUGAGAACGCUGACGCUAACGAGUCAGGCUUGGAGUCGGUCCACGAACUCGUUGAGUUCUACUCUUGCUAACUCCUCCUACGUUAAAUUAGGUGCCAAAUAUAUGUAAUUAAUGAUUUAUGUUUGUAUAUUCUAUACUUUGUAUACUUUUGUUAAAAUCUAUCUUUUGUUUUGAAUGAUACAACAACCAAUAAAAUAAAUAUUACAAUAUUGUAAACAUUGUCUUGCAAUUUGU